GGCAGUAGCGCAUCGGUGAGCUACAAUCUAACGUAAAACACCUGAAGAAGAAGACGACAAACGACGGAAGCGACUGUCGUAUUUGUUAUUAAAUUUGUCACCAAAUGAUUCAGGUUUAGUUAGAUCUUUUAUUGAACAUGAAUCAAGAAAAGCAUCCGCGAUCAUCCAUUGAGGAUGAUUUUAAUUAUGGCACGAAUGUCGCGACGGCUAGCGUACACAUCCGGAUGGAUUUCCUCCGCAAGGUCUACACCAUCCUGUCAUUGCAGAUUAUCAUCACCACAGCUGUAUCUGCCCUGUUCAUGCUCUGUAACCCUAUUAAAAACUUUGUGCAUGAAAGUCCCUCUCUGGUGCUGAUAUCCGCUAUCGGCUCUCUUAUCCUGCUCCUUGCCUUGGCUUUUUAUCGUCACCAGCACCCCGUCAACCUUUAUUUGCUGUUUGGAUUUACUCUGCUGGAGUCACUGUCUGUUGCUACUGCAGUGUCAUUUUAUGAGUACACCAUAGUCCUCCAGGCUUUUGUGCUGACGUCUGCUGUGUUUCUGGGCCUCACUGCAUACACCUUCCAGUCUAAAAGAGACUUCAGCAAACUCGGAGCCAGUUUGUUUGCUGGCCUGUGGAUCUUGAUCAUUGCCAGCUUUCUGAGGUUCUUCUUCUACAAUGACACCAUGGAGCUGGUGUUCGCUGGGGCCGGAGCUCUGCUGUUCUGCGGCUUCAUUAUUUUCGAUACCCAUUUGCUGAUGCACAAGCUGUCCCCAGAGGAGCACGUCCUGGCAUCCAUCAACCUCUACCUGGAUAUCGUCAACCUGUUCCUGUACAUCCUGCGCAUCCUCGACGCCAUGAAGAAACACUGAAUGCUGUGACACUCGUCAUCAAUGUCACAGGUGAACGUCGGUGCACUCGGUAAAUUAAUAAUACUUUAAUUUAUUUUAAACAUACUUUCCAUACAAUAGGACGGAGGGGUUUGGCGGCUGCUGAAUUAAUCAAAUAAAAAAAAUGAGUUAUUAAUCACUUGACAGAUUAAGUGUUGCAUUUUUGGACCAGAAAAUAUGAAAUAAUUAUAAUAAAAGCAUGAAUAAAGUCAUUAAACAGACAUGCACUCGAUACAGAACGUUAAUUUAGCAUUUUUCAUAUUAUUAGUGUAUGUAUGCUCUUCUACUAUUGGGGCAUUAAUGAAACUCCUCAGAUUUUGCUUAAUUUUUGUUAUUAGUUGUAAUCGGCUCCUUAUUUUCAUCUUGCAAAGUGAUAAUUGUCAUUUAAAUGGGCAAAUGUGAAUGUCUAAAAAAUGAUUGUACAUUUCUCUCUUCUACUAACUGUUCCUCAUUAGAUUCCUUGGUUUUUAGUGAGAUCUGUAUUCUGUGGUGAUUUCUUGUUGAUUUAGGUGUCGUGGUAGGUAAGUGUUAAUGACUGGGGAACACAUUUGGUUUUAUGUAUGUUUGUAAAUGGUAUGUGUAUCAUUAAUUUAACUCACAGUCCUUCUAAAAUGGCCUGAAUUACCUGAAAGGCAUUAAGAUCUGCAAUGAAACAUCACACAGACAUGUUAAAAUAUCAGAGUAAUAAACAUUUUAAUUUGUAGGAGUCUUCGGUGGCACAUUGUAACAUCGAUAAAGCAGCAGUGAGCCAGUUUUAAAAAGCACGUCAGUCAUCUCAUUUGAAAUGAACUAGAAAAUUCAGCAUAUUCAGGGAUCUCUGUAUGCCUGUACCCAAAGUGCAAUAGUAAUCAUGAUAGAUAUGUUUUUAAAGGGUAAAUAGUCAUGUAAGCAAACUGAGAUGUUAUAUAAUUUUAUGUUUUUUUUGCUGUAUAAAUAAAAAUAAAAUGACUAUUUUGACCUGU
This is a messenger RNA of Danio rerio (zebrafish), 1828 nucleotides long. RefSeq names its product transmembrane BAX inhibitor motif containing 4 (gene tmbim4). Gene Ontology annotation, biological process: calcium ion transmembrane transport. NCBI's taxonomy places the organism in Eukaryota, Metazoa, Chordata, Actinopteri, Cypriniformes, Danionidae. The record is from RefSeq and is marked validated. Gene Ontology annotation, cellular component: membrane.